Messenger RNA from Polyodon spathula (Mississippi paddlefish), 1184 nucleotides. Its product is annotated as mitochondrial carrier homolog 2-like. Gene Ontology annotation, cellular component: mitochondrion; membrane. Lineage: Eukaryota; Metazoa; Chordata; Actinopteri; Acipenseriformes; Polyodontidae. The record is from RefSeq and is a predicted model, not a curated record. The coding region runs from base 57 to 962 and encodes 301 amino acids. The transcript is spliced from 13 exons. Gene Ontology annotation, biological process: positive regulation of apoptotic process.
GGCACGUCACACGUCACUCUCCCCUGGUUCCCUCUGGAGCAGAUGCUUCUCCCAUAAUGGCGGACACGUGCAGUCAGAUGUUGCUGGGGUCCGGACUCACUGUCCUUUCCCACCCGCUCAUGUACAUCAAGGUGCUGGUACAGGUCGGACACGAACCUCUCCCUCCAAGUUUAGGUAGAAACCUCUUUGGCCGUCAGGUUUAUCAGCUGCCGGGCUUCUUUGCAUAUGCUAAACACAUUGUGAAGAUCGAUGGGAAAGCAGGUCUGUUUAAAGGCUUAGCUCCAAGACUAUGUGCUGGAACCAUUGGGACCCUUGUUCACAGCAGAGUUCUACAGAACUACCAGGAGGCUGACAAGACAGAGGAAUCAGGAAACAGCCAGAAAGAGGACCUGUCAUCUCUGCAGCAGGUUGUGAAUGAGACAGCCAGGGAGAUGGUGGCACGUUCUUGCGCCACGAUUGUCACUCACCCCUUCCAUGUGAUCACUUUAAGAUGUAUGGUACAGUUUAUUGGAAGGGAAACAAAAUACAGUGGAGUGUUUGACUCGGUUGUAACUAUCUACAAGGAAGAGGGAAUCUUGGGUUUUUUUGCUGGUCUCAUUCCCCGCCUCCUUGGUGAUGUCAUUUCCUUGUGGCUGUGCAACAUGCUUGCUCAUGUAAUAAAUACUUAUGCAUUAGACAACUCUAUGUCCCAUAUGGGGGAGAUAAAGAACUGCUCCCAGGCUGUCACGGGGUUCUUUGCUAGUAUGCUAACCUACCCCUUCCUCCUGGUAUCAAACCUCAUGGCAGUCAAUAACUGUGGACUUGCUGGUGGCCUUCCUCCUAGCGCUCCUGCUUACCCCUCUUGGGUUGAAUGCUGGAGGACCCUCAGCAGAGAGGGUAACAUGAGCAGAGGGAACAGCCUGUUUUUCAGGAAGAUGCCUGUGGGGAAGAGAUAUGCAGUGGAUCAGAAACGAUUUUUUUAAAGAAAAGUGCAUCAGAAUAGAGUCUAAUUGUAAGAAGUAUAAAAUAAGAUGAAUAGAAAUGAAUUUGGAUUCUUUGUAUGCAUUUGUUUACAAUAAUGUACUCCCAAGAUUUUUUUUGUUUUUGUUUUUGUAAACAACAAUCUGUUAAAUCUUGGAAGCAGUUAAAACCGUAAUGCAUUUUAUGACAGUGUUGAAUGGCUUUGAUUAAAAGUGUAAAGAAUC